This is a messenger RNA of Spodoptera littoralis (African cotton leafworm), 744 nucleotides long. The record is from the annotation of a GenBank genome assembly. NCBI's taxonomy places the organism in Eukaryota, Metazoa, Arthropoda, Insecta, Lepidoptera, Noctuidae.
AUGGAGGGCUGCGGGAUGAGUUGUAUAAAAUAUUUGCUGGUGGUCUUCAAUGGAAUAUUUUUGAUCUUCGGCAUCGUGAUAAUAGCAGCAGCAUGCGUGGACAUGGGUAUGAUCAAGGGGUUCGCUGGCAUGGAACCGACUGGUCAUGAAACUGACGCAUUGCUGAUCGCUAUUGGGGUCCUCAUCAUUAUCAUAGCGGCCUUUGGUUGCUUCGGUGCCUGGAAGGAGAGCCCUAAACUGUUAUACAUCUUCGUCGGCUGUCUGAUCAUCAUCAUUCUUCUGGAGCUGUCCGUUGGUAUCGCUGCCGCCGCUUUACGUCCUCAGAUUGAGAGCACCCUGAAAUCCCAACUGCGAGCGUCUUUCAUCAAGAACAAGUCUACCAAGGAAGAGGAUUCUACCUACAGGGAAUUCUGGGACCGAGUCCAGACUAGCCUGGAAUGCUGUGGCAUCACCGGUCCUGACAACUACGGAGCCUCGGAGCCUCGCAUCAACCCUUCCUUCAGCUGCUGCCCCAACGAUGGAACUGAUCACUCCGCUGAGAUCAAACGCUCCAACUGCCUCUCUGAUGGAAAGUACUACAAGGAAGGAUGUGAAGACAAAGUUCUUGGAACGAUCCACAGUGCUGGCAUGACCGUCAUCGUCUGUGGAAUUCUCUUCUGCUUUUUGGAGGUCGCAGGCAUCGUGCUAGCCCUUUGGUUAGCGCACUCCAUAAAAACGCAGGGGAAGAGCCGAGAGACCGCUUAA